AGAAGCAUCUCCUAUGUCAUGUGGCGUGACUAACAUCCUAAAUGAGCAGUAUGAGGAGAAAGUGCGUCCCUGUAUCGACCUGAUCGACUCCCUGCGCUCACUGGGCGUGGAGCAGGAUUUGGCUCUGCCAGCUAUUGCUGUUAUUGGGGACCAGAGCUCAGGGAAGAGCUCUGUGCUGGAGGCUCUGUCUGGAGUGGCACUGCCAAGGGGGAGCGGAAUUGUGACACGAUGUCCUCUGGAACUGAAGAUGAAGAGAAUAAAAGCAAAAGAUAAUUGGCAUGGUAAAAUAAAAUACAAAUCAGAGGAAAAGGAAAUUAAGGAUCCCUCUCAAGUGGAGAAAUUUAUUCGAAAAGGUAAGAUGCCUCUUUACGUCUACCUCUACCUCGACCUCUUCCUUGACCUCUGCCUUGGCCUCUUCCAUGGUAUCCUGACAAAGCCAGAUUUGGUGGACAAGGGCACAGAGGAGACAGUUGUGCAAAUCAUCCACAAUAAUGUCAUUCCCCUUGCAAAGGGCUACAUGAUUGUCAAGUGCAGGGGACAGAAGGAUAUUAUAGACAACGUGUCACUUACUGAAGCCUUUGACAAAGAAAAAGCUUUUUUUGAAGGACACAGCCAUUUCGGCAUCCUCUAUGAGGAAGGCUAUGCCAGCAUUCAAAAUCUGGCUAAAAAGCUGACUCUAGAGCUUGUGCAGCACAUUGAGAAAUCCCUGCCCCAACUAAAGAACCAGAUUGAUAGAAAAAUAGCUAAAAUUAAGACAGAGCUGAAGAAGUAUGGAAAUGGACCUCCGACAGAUGCUGAAGAAAGGAAGGUCUUUUUGACUGAUAUAUUGAAUAAAUUCACAGAAGACAUUAAAAACCUGAGCACUGGAGAAGAACUGAAGAAUGGAAAUCUGUUAUUCAUGCUGAGAGCAGUAUUUAGAGAUUGGAAGGAAUUCAUUGACUGUUCUGGGUUAAAAUGUGAGUACAGAAUGCACUUAUUAGUUCUGAGAUCCUCGUACAAUUAUAUAGUGAGGAGAGAAUUUGUACAACUUUCUCAACGGAGCUUCACUGGAUACCCGAACCUCCUCAAAACUGCCAAGACUAAAAUUGAAUCCAUAAAGCAGAGCCAAGCCACCACAGCAGAGGAUUUGCUGAGGACUGAAUUCAAAAUGGAGAAGAUAGUGUACACCCAGGACAAGAGAUACACUGACACCGUAGAGAGGGUCAGAGUGGAAGAGAAGAUGGGGACUGUUUACGGGCAAGAUAUUGUGGCCACACUACAUAAUUUGCAGUGGCAUCUCAAAUCAUAUUAUCGAGUAAGGGAUUCUGGCGGGCAGGAAGAGGGAUGGUACUGCCUGAGGAAGAGACAGGUGGUGAUGCAGUGGCAGAAGCUGGAGGAGUCGGGCAGGCAGACACGAUGUCCUCAAGGUAUCUCUCCAGUUGGGCAAGGAUACUGCAGGGCUCAGUUGGGUCCAUCCUCAGGCAAGAUGUUCUUACAUGGGACAGGUCAGGGAUAGGGGACCUCAACUCAGAGCAAACAGCCAAACACAAGAUGAGAAUCAAAGUAAGGGAUGGAUUCAGAGGUCAAAAAGCCUGAGAGUCUGUCCUAGGGAGUGAAGGGAAAGGCAGGCAUUUAUGCAGAUGUGGGAUGAUCAUCACAAGCCAGCACGCUCAGAAGGGCAGGGGAUUGGGUAGGGCUGAACG
Messenger RNA from Paramormyrops kingsleyae, 1682 nucleotides. Lineage: Eukaryota; Metazoa; Chordata; Actinopteri; Osteoglossiformes; Mormyridae. The record is from RefSeq and is a predicted model, not a curated record.